Messenger RNA from Nematostella vectensis (starlet sea anemone), 2411 nucleotides. RefSeq names its product E3 ubiquitin-protein ligase parkin. Bases 175 to 1677 code for a protein of 500 amino acids. NCBI's taxonomy places the organism in Eukaryota, Metazoa, Cnidaria, Anthozoa, Actiniaria, Edwardsiidae. Gene Ontology annotation, molecular function: ubiquitin protein ligase activity; ubiquitin conjugating enzyme binding; zinc ion binding. The transcript is spliced from 12 exons. Gene Ontology annotation, biological process: negative regulation of protein phosphorylation; autophagy of mitochondrion; protein polyubiquitination. The record is from RefSeq and is a predicted model, not a curated record. Gene Ontology annotation, cellular component: mitochondrion; endoplasmic reticulum; cytoplasm.
AGAAUCGCCCUAAAGAUCGCUUGUAUGUCUUUACAUGUAACCUUCUAGUUCAGAAAGAAAGGGGUGGUCAUAUUACUUGAGCGGUCAAGCAUGUGUUCAGCAAGAGCAUUUGCUAUUGGUUUCCCUAUGAAAAUAAGUACUAACUAAUAGUGCUGUAUUCUGGAUACCUCCACUAUGGCUCAAAGAUUCAACAUUUACGUGAGGUUCAACUCCAACUCCAACAUUCCAGUGCUAAUCGACAUGACGUGGAGUAUACGUCAACUUAAGGAGGAGCUGGGUCGACAGCAGAGUGUGGACCCCAGGGGCAUCAGGAUCAUCUUUGCUGGCAGGGAGCUGAAAGAUAGCACCACAUUACAGGACUGUGAGAUUCCUAAUCAGAGCAUCAUCCAUGCCAUCCAUGGAGGGAGACAGACAGUGAAUGUGGAUGCCUCAGCCACUAUGCCUUUAGCCAGCAUCAACCUUAGUGCCGAAAGUGGUGAUCCUAGACCCAUGGCCGCCUCUGCAGGUUCCUCAGCACAUGGUAAGAAGGCCAUGUACUAUGUGUACUGCCGCCAGUGUAAAAGUGCUCAGCCAGGAAAGCUAAGAGUUUGCUGUUCUUCCUGCAAAGAGGGAACUCUGGUUCUCAAACAGGACCCUGGGGGUUGGGAUGAUGUGCUUCAACCUGGAAGAAUCAAGGGCACAUGUCAAAAGGCAGGGUGCAAAGGAGAAACAGCCGAAUUCUUUUUUAAAUGUGCUGCCCACCCUGUAUCUGAGGAUGAGCGUUCUGUACCAUUAUUCCUUAUAAGGACCAACACACGUAAUGUACCAUGCCUAGCUUGUGAGGACAUAGUAGACCCUGUUCUUGUGUUUCCCUGUGAAGUUGGUCACGCCAUAUGUCUGGAUUGUUUCGAAAUCUACUGCACAACUAAACUGAAUGAUCGCCAGUUCAUCCAACAUAGAGACCAUGGAUACACCCUCCCCUGCCCUGGUGACACAGAAAGUUGCAGUGAUGCACUGAUAACAGAGGCUCAUCACUUCAGGGUCUUGGGCCAAGAGCAGUAUGACCGAUAUCAGCGUUUCGGCACUGAGGAGUGCGUCCUUCAGAUGGGCGGUGUCUUGUGCCCAGGUCGAGGGUGUGGCAUGGGGCUCUUUCCCGCGGCAGGAGCCAGAAGUGUUCACUGCCAGGGUGGGUGUAAUCUGACGUUUUGCCGCGAAUGCAAAGGACGGUAUGAAAGGGGACACAAAUGCCAGACACAAACACGACCCUCUACUAGAACGUCUCUUUUAAGCCGGUAUCGUGUAUCUCGAGAAAGCGCGCGCAGGUCAUGUUGGGAGCAGGAAGACCAGGAAGCUCAGGAUCUUAUCCGACGCAUUAGCAAGCCGUGCCCCAAGUGCAACGUGCCAACAGAGAAAAGCGGUGAGUCUGUCACGUGCCAACAGAGAAAAGCGGCGGUUGUAACCACAUGUCCUGCUCGCGAUGUAAAUUUGACUGGUGCUGGCUUUGCGGCAUUCAGUGGAACCCCGAGUGUCAAGGCAACCAUUGGUUCCUUCAAGAACGCUACCGACGGUGAUAAGCUCGUCCCCAUCCAUUGGGCUGGCCGGGGCUUUAGAGACGAUGGUAUCCUCGCAGCCUUAUUCAAUAAUAAAAUGCACUCUCCUAUAAUGUAUUAUCGUCUUCAUUCAAUGGACAGCUACUAAACGCACGUGAUCAGGACGCUCGUGACCAGGUGCCACGUGAUCUGUAAGCACGUGACCAGGACGAACGUGACCAAGACGCUCGUGACCCGGUGCCACGUGACCAGUAAGCACGUGACCAGGACGAACGUGAGCAAGACGCUUGUGACCCGGUGCCACGUGACCAGUAAGCACGUGACCUGGACACACAUGACCAGGAAGCUCGUACCAGGACCCACAUGACCAUGACUGAAAAAUACUAGGAUUUAAUAGCAAGAGGAAAAUAAUAGCUUACGUUAGAUGGCCCCAUGACAAGUAAUCCGGAACCCAUGAAGAAAUGAGACGAAUCCGAAAUCCACAUACUAGGAUCUGGAAUCCAAGACUUAAGCCGGAAUAAAAGAAUCCUGGAAAACAAAAAUGGAAUCCGGAAUCCACGGGAAAAAAACCCACAUGGAAUCCGGAAUCCACACACUAGGCCCCCCGAAUCCAAAAACCUAUUGGGGAACCUGUCAUGUGGCGAGUUUUAGAAACCUUUAGAACCGAUGACCAGAGUUCAAGAAUUUCGUGUGUGCCCGCAAAUCGCCAAAACACUUUUUAAAAUGAAAUAGUUUGUAAAGCUCGUGCGAGUCUCAGUUGUUUGUUAUUGUAGCGAUAAGAACUCUGUAUCCUCCACGACAACACUAAACAUUGUUAGAUAAAAUUAAAAAAAAAAAACAUAGGAAAAUAUAAAAUAAUACAAUCUUUUUUCGUCAUAUCAA